Anisakis simplex (herring worm) is the source of this 441-nucleotide messenger RNA. NCBI's taxonomy places the organism in Eukaryota, Metazoa, Nematoda, Chromadorea, Rhabditida, Anisakidae. The record is from the annotation of a GenBank genome assembly.
AUGACGUGGAAAGAUGAAUUCGCUGUUUGGGAUCCAAGUGAGCAUAACGGAGUUCGUACAACGAUGGUUAAACAGUGGGAAAUAUGGACACCUGAGUUGAGGGUUACGAACAGGCGCUGGAGCCGUGUUGAAGUCUAUCCAACGUUCUCAAUAAAAGUCGGAUGCGCUUUUGACUUCUCGGCCUAUCCGUAUGACACCCAACGAUGUGCAUUGGGUCUUUUCACGAGUUAUCGUAUGAGUGAUGUACAGCUAUCUCUUUAUUAUAAUCUACAACCUACUAUACUUCUUGGUUGGGGAUCUCAAUCGAACAAAAGACAUAUAAGUGAUUGGAAACUGGAGAAAAUGAGCAACAACUUGAGCUAUUACAGUCAAGGAGAAUAUACGAGUGUUCGACCUGUUGACCCGGAUCACUUGGACAGCACAUGGUUAAAAUUGUUUCAU